Molecule: messenger RNA, 1694 nt
Organism: Daphnia pulicaria
Lineage: Eukaryota; Metazoa; Arthropoda; Branchiopoda; Diplostraca; Daphniidae
Product: proton-coupled amino acid transporter-like protein CG1139
Exons: 11
Coding region: 31-1467 (478 amino acids)
Biological process (GO): amino acid transmembrane transport
Cellular component (GO): vacuolar membrane
Molecular function (GO): amino acid transmembrane transporter activity
Source: RefSeq, a predicted model, not a curated record
CAGAAGACUUCUUUUCGUAGUCUAGCAGAAAUGUCUUCAACAGAACGCGAGGAUCAAACCGUUAGUGAAAGCAUGAUCCCUUUGCUGGAAACAACUAACAAAUCCAAAGAAGAUUCAACAGAAAACACCACAUCACUAUUACCAGUUACAGUCAUCAGAGAUGAAAGUUUCCGGCCCAUUUCGAAUUUCGAAACGAUGCUUCAUUUGUUGAAAGGAAAUAUCGGCACGGGACUUUUCGCUAUGCCAAGUGCGUUUCGUAAUUCAGGAUUGUGGACGGGAACUGUCUUGACCAUCAUUACAGCCUUCAUAUGCACCCAUUGCAUGCACAUUUUGGUAAAAACAGGCCUGAUCGUGAAAGAGAGAAGAGGCUACGAAAUUGCUGUUUCUUACGCCGAGGUAGCAGAAAUCGCCUUUCAAACGGGGUCGCAAAGAUUUGCAAAACACGCCAAAUUAGCAAGGAUUUCGGUCAAUGUUUUCAUCUGCGUCAGCCAGUUGGGUUUCUGUUGCGUCUACUUGGUGUUUGCCAGCACCAACUUGAAACAGGUUGUUGAUUAUUACAUGCCGAAUUUACAGUGGGACGUCCGCGUAUUCAUGUGCCUAGUCACUUUCCCUUUGAUCUUUCUCAAUUGGCUACGUGAUUUGAAGCUCAUGGCGCCAGUCUCAUUCCUGGCUAGUGUCCUACAAUCAGUCAGCAUCGUGAUUGUGUUUUACUACAUAACUCGAGAUGGUUUACCGCCUCUCAAUUCCAAGCCAGCUUUCAACGACUGGGUCGGACUUUCACUCUUCUUUGGAACGGUCGUUUUCUCGUUCGAAGGCAUCGGCCUUAUCUUGCCCAUUCAAAAAGAUAUGCGUCAUCCGCGGGAUUUCGAAGGGUGGAAUGGAAUCCUAAACGUAGGAAUGGUUCUCGUGACUUGUCUGGAAUUGGCGAUGGGUUUUUAUGGUCUUUCUACGCUCUUAACAAUAUCGAAACACAUGCAUCAUCACCCUCUUUCUUUAGGUUAUCUCAAAUAUGGAGCUGCCAUUGAGGGAUCCAUUACACUUAAUCUCCCCCAAGAUGAGAUAUUGGCCAGGUUGGUGAAAGUUUUUAUGGUUUUCGCCAUUUUUGGAAGUUAUACCAUGCAGUUUUACGUCCCCAUCCCUAUACUGUGGCCCGUUUUGGAGAAGAAUGUAGCAACGUUCAAUAAACACCCGCUCGUGUUCGAACUCAUCUUCCGAACUGUAUUGGUUCUGGUGACUUUGACCUUGGCGGCAGCAAUCCCUCAUUUAGAUUUGUACAUUUCGCUUGUCGGAGCAUUUGGAGGAUCAUUUUUGGCUCUAAUCUUUCCACCGAUACUGGACAUUGUCACACACUGGCCGCAUGUCAGCUAUACGGUCAUCACCAAGAAUUUUCUGAUUGUAAUUUUUGGCUUGACUGGCUUUACAUCCGGCACAUACGCCUCCGUCAAAGAAAUUUUAUCAACAUACUGAUGAUGAUUUUUGGUCAGGAAUCGCCUAACUCUCCGAUUUGAUCAGUUAAAUCAAAUGAAAAUGCGUAAAGUUCAAACUUCAAAAAAAGCACGAUCAUUAAACUGGACUAGUGUCGUCCAUUCUGGGACGAAAGAAUCUCUAGAUUUAUUUCUUUUUUUCUCAAGGCAUGAUUUCGGUAUUUUAUGCAACCACCCAUUAAAACGGUAGGUUAAAAAAAAUUUGUUUUU